Molecule: messenger RNA, 3138 nt
Organism: Phascolarctos cinereus (koala)
Lineage: Eukaryota; Metazoa; Chordata; Mammalia; Diprotodontia; Phascolarctidae
Source: RefSeq, a predicted model, not a curated record
AGGACGUGCUCCCAACCCUCUCCCCCGCCCCUCUCUCAGGCAGAGUGGUGUUUUUGUUGUUGGUGAAAGGUGAGGGGAACAGCUGAUCUUCUGCUGGGGACUGAGAUAUCUAAGAAGGCAUCAUGGAGGAGUCAUUGCUCAGCCGAACCCCAUCCCGGGGUGGGGUCACUUUUCUGAAUGUGGCCAGGACCUAUAUCCCCAACACCAAGGUGGAAUGUCACUACACCCUACCCCCAGGCACUGUGGCCAAUGCCAGCGACUGGAUUGGCAUCUUCAAGAAAGAGGCCUCCUCAGUCCGAGAUUAUCACACCUUUGUCUGGUGCGUGGUACCUGAAGGUGCAGCUGAGGGCUCUGCUGUUCACUCCAGUGUCCAGUUCCAAGCCAGCUACCUGCCCAAGCCAGGUGCCCAGUUCUACCAGUUCCGCUAUGUAAACCACCAAGGCCGAGUGUGUGGCCAGAGCUCCUCAUUCCAGUUUCGGGAACCAAGGCCCAUGGAUGAACUGGUGAUGCUAGAGGAACCCGAAAGUGAUUCUGAUAUCCUGCUUGUUGUCCCCAAGGCAACAGUGCUGCAGAACCAGCUAGAAGAAAGCCAGCAGGAACGGAAUGACCUGAUGAGACUGAAGUUGCAGUUGGAGGGGGAGGUGACAGAAUUGAAGAGCAGGGUGCAUGAGCUGGAGACCACGCUGCAGGUCACCAAGGAGGAGCAGGCCAAGCUGAUGGAGCAGUACAAGGGGCUAUCACGUGCCCAUGGGGAGCUUAAAGAAGAGCGGGAUGUCCUGAGCAGACAACAGGGAGACCAUGUGGCCCGGAUCCUGGAACUGGAGGAUGACAUCCAUAGCAUCAGUGAGAAGGUGCUGGAGAAGGAGGUGGAGCUGGACAGGGUCAAGGACACAGUGAAGGCGUUGACUCAGGAGCAGGAGCAGCUUCUGGGGCAGCUGAAGGAAGAACAAGCAGACAAGGAGCAGAGCCAGGCCGAGCUGCAGGUCUCACAACUGGAGUGCUGUCGCCUGAGUGCAGACCUACAGAAGGCCAAAAGCCAUCAGGGGGAGCAGGCCUCUCAGCUCCAGAGACUGCAGGCGGAGGUCACCCGAAUCCAGAAUCUGCUGGAUGAGGCCCAGCAGCGGAUUGCUGAACUGGAGCCCCUGAAAGAGCAGCUUCGGGGGACCCAGGAGCUCGCAGUCUCGAGCCAGCAAAAGGCCUCCCUGCUUGGGGAGGAGCUGGCCAGCACAGCAAGUGCCAGAGACCGAACCAUGGCUGACCUCCACAGGAGCCGGCUGGAGGUAGCCGAGGCCAACAACAGGCUGGUGGAGCUGAGCCUGCAGUGGAGAGAAGACAAGAGCUCAUGGAGCAAGGAACGCGCGGGGCUUCUGCAAAAUGUAGAGGCAGAGAAGGAUAAGAUCCUGAAGCUGAGUGCAGAGGUUCUGAGACUGGAGAAGGCCGUGCAGGAGGAGAGGACCCAGAGACAAGGCCUCAAAGCUGACCUGGCCCGAGAGAAGGAUUCCAGUCUGGUACAGCUGUCAGAAAGCAAGAGGGAGCUAACGGAGCUUCGGUCGGCCCUUCGCGUGUUUCAGAAGGAAAAGGAGCAGCUGCAGGAGGAGAAGCAGGAACUGCUGGAAUAUAUGAGGAAGCUGGAGGCCCGCUUGGAAAAAGUGGCCGAUGAGAAGUGGAGUGAGGAUGCAGCCACCGAGGAUGAGGAGGCGACUCCCGGGCUGAGCUGCCCUGCAGCAGUCCUGACAGACUCAGAGGAUGAAUCCCCAGAGGACAUGAGGCUUACUUCCUAUGGGCUGUGUGAGCGAGGAGGCCCUGGCUCUAAUCCCUCUGGACCCCGAGACACCCCUGCCCAUGUGGUCAUCAGCCAGCCAUCCCCUAUUGCUCCUCACAUGACAGGUCCCCACGAUGACAGUAGCUCUGACUCGGAGGCAGAGGAUGAAAAGGCAGUACUGAUGGCAGCAGUGCAGAGUGGAGGGGAGGAGGCCAGCCUGCUGCUUCCUGAACUAGGCAGUGCCUUUUAUGACGUGGCCAGCACCAUCUUCCGUGGAGCCCAAAUUGUCUUGCACCCCCUCUCUCCUGCCCUUCCCCCCCCCCACGCUGGCAGCUCCCUUGGGGCCUCAGCGAGGGGUGGAGUUGGAGAGGGGGAGAGCCAGGUAUCAGAGUGUGGCUUUGUUGGGGGCCCCCUUUCUGAGGCCAGCCCAGGGGGCCCUGCCGCCCCGCCUUGGAAGGAGUGUCCCAUAUGUAAGGAACAGUUUCCUGAGUGUGACAAGGAUGCCUUGGAGGAACACGUGGAUGGACACUUCUUCUUCAGCACCCAGGAUCCUUUUACCUUUGAGUGAUACACACACACACACACACACACUUUUGUGGCAGACUGAAUUUUAGGCCAUCAAGACCCCUAAGAAGUCCUCACACCACUCCAUUUCCACUGAGUUUGACCUUGAAUCCACAAGGAGUGCUCCUCCCCCAACCAAGCAAGACACUAUGCCCAACGGUUUGAGAGACAGACUAGGGGCUCCAGGGAAGGUACCCUGCUUCCUUUCCACUUGAGCCACCAGGCCCCCCACCCUUGAAAGCGAAGAUCAUCCCUCCAAACAGCCCGGCUUCUGCUGUGUCAGUGUUCCCCAGCCAAACCAUGGAGCACACCCUCCUCCCCAUUCAUUCCCAUUUGAGGUUUAUAUUUGUUUACCUGACUUCUUCUGUCUCCGGUUUGUGUGGAGGCAGAAAAAUCAACCUAAUGACUUUUUAACAAGCCUUCCAGCUCUAGGCUUCACCUGUUUCUGUUCCCUCACUCCCUUUCCCUAGCUUGCCCAUAUAAUUAGACAUUAAGUUUUGUGGUUUCUUUGGGGGGUAAAGAAGGCCUCCUGUACCCAAUUUCAUCCCUUUUCUGGCAGUACCCUCCUACCCCACAUGGAAAGAAAAAUUCAUCUGUGCCUUUUGUGUUGGGGGAGGGGGGAAUGGCUGAAACCGAGUAUUUCUAUCUCCUGACCUGUCCUCAUCCCCCUUGACAGCAAUAAGAUAUUCUUCCCUAAUACCCUCCCUGUCACCACCACAUGUCCACCCUUCCACCACCUCAAGUUGUGUAGCAUGGGCAGAGAUAUUUAUAUGACAUGUAUACUAUUCUAAUAAAAUGUGUUCUUACCACAA